This is a messenger RNA of Corythoichthys intestinalis (scribbled pipefish), 9127 nucleotides long. RefSeq names its product roundabout homolog 2-like. Lineage: Eukaryota; Metazoa; Chordata; Actinopteri; Syngnathiformes; Syngnathidae. The record is from RefSeq and is a predicted model, not a curated record. Bases 362 to 4492 code for a protein of 1376 amino acids. Gene Ontology annotation, molecular function: protein binding. Gene Ontology annotation, biological process: cell-cell adhesion. The transcript is spliced from 28 exons.
UCACCUCCUCCACUUGGCCCGCAUGGCCAAGGCUGCAUGCGCUUCCCUUCUGCCGCCGCUGAAAAGUACCGCUGCUUUAGAAGAAUGUAUUCGGAACCGCUCGGAUUUAAGCGGAGCGCACGGGGCGUCGCUGCCAGUUGGUGACUGACCGCAGACCACCGCUCACUGCAUGGUGCGCUUUUUAGCGGAGAGGAUGAACGUGCACGAGGGAGGACGCUGCUGGCGAUAAAAGCAGCGCCUCGGUGGUCAACUUGAAAGUGUAGACAUUUGAAAGUGACAAAGGUGAAGACGGAGAUAAAUCGAUCGCCCUUUUUUCCGCUUGAGGAGAAGGAAUUCAUGCGCCGCUAGUUGAUAUGCCAGAAUGGGUCCGUUACAGUAUUUGUUUCUCUAUGGACUUGUACACGCCAAAAUGAGCCACGGCUCUCGUCUUCGGCAGGAAGACUCUCCUCCCCGCAUUGUGGAGCACCCUUCUGACCUGAUUGUGUCCAAGGGGGAACCGGCCACUCUCAAUUGUAAGGCCGAGGGCCGUCCUGCCCCUACGGUGGAAUGGUACAAGGACGGCGAGCGUGUCGAGACGGACCGCGAGAAUCCUCGCUCGCACCGCAUGCUGUUGCCCAGGGGCUCCCUUUUCUUCUUACGCAUCGUCCACGGGCGACGGAGCAAGCCGGACGACGGCAACUACGUGUGCGUGGCCCGCAACUAUCUCGGGGAGGCCGUGAGCCGAAACGCAUCUCUGGAAGUAGCGCUGUUACGAGAUGACUUCAGACAGAACCCGCAGGAUGCGGUGGUGGCUGUCGGAGAGACGGCCACCUUAGAGUGUCAGCCUCCGCGUGGGCAUCCGGAGCCUACCACCUCCUGGAGAAAAGAUAAGGCCCGUCUUGAUCUCAAAGAUGAAAGGAUCUCGGUUCGUGGAGGAAAACUGACCAUCUCCAACACACAAAAGAGCGACAUCGGGAUUUAUGUGUGUGUCGCUACCAACAUGGUCGGGGAGAGAGAGAGUGAAAAGGCUCAACUCUCUGUGUUUGAGAGACCGGUGUUUGUGCAACGGCCUGUGAACCAGGUGGUUUUAGUGGACGAGAGCGUGGAGUUCAGGUGUCAGGUCCAAGGCGACCCGCCUCCCGCGUUGCGCUGGAAAAAGGAAGACGCGGAUAUUCCCCGUGGCAGGUAUGACAUCCGAUAUGAAAAAGAGGAUCUUUUGCUGAGGAUCAAGAAAGCCAGCGUGAGUGAUCAGGGGACCUUCACCUGUUUAGCAGAGAACCGUAUGGGCAAAGUGGAAGCCUCCGCUUACUUGACCAUCAGAGUUCGCCCUGUCGAGGCGCCCCAGUUCGUGGUGCGACCCCGGGACCAGAUUGUGGCGCAAGGACGAACGGCGACCUUUCCCUGUGAGACCAGAGGCAAACCUCAACCCACCGUGUUCUGGCAACGAGACGGCAGCCAGGAUCUUUUGUUUCCCAACCAGUCAACACAGGGCGACAGCCGUGUGUCGGUGUCGCCCAACGGAGAAUUGACCAUUUCAUCAGUGCGGCGUUCAGACGCGGGUUAUUAUAUAUGCCAGGCCCUCACAGUUGCAGGCAGUAUCUUGGCCAAAGCCCAGCUGGAGGUGGCAGACGCCCUGAAGGACCGACCGCCGCCAAUCAUCCGUCAGGGCCCCUUCAACCAAACCCAGCCUUUAGGGAGCGUGACGGUACUCAGGUGUCAAGCUUCAGGGGACCCGCAGCCCACAAUCACCUGGCGGAAGAACGGCGUCGGUCCGCUGGGAAAAGAAUCGCGCUUUUCCUUGCUGGAACAUGGCAGCCUUCAAAUAGAGAAUGCCAAGUUAUCUGAUUCCGGAUUGUACACGUGUGUGGCGACCAGCUCUAGUGGAGAAACAUCAUGGAGCGCAUUCUUGGAUAUCACCGAUUCCACUGACCCCAUUGACUUCAUGUCUAACAACCUGACAGCCCUCGGGGGGCCGCCCUCCAAGCCAGAGGUCACCGAUGUCACCAAGAGCAGCAUUUCGUUGUCAUGGGAACCUGGGCCGGAGGCUGGCUCCCCAGUGUCCUCCUAUGUCAUUGAGGCCUUUGGCCAGUCCGUGAGUAACAGCUGGCAGACAGUAGCGGACCACGUGAAGACCACAGAGUUCACCGUCAAUGACCUACGACCCAAUACUGUCUACCUGUUCAUCAUCAGGGCAGUCAACGUUCAAGGGCUCGGCGACCCCAGCCCGAUGUCUGAGCCUGUACGGACGCAAGACAUAAGUCCCACUGCCCAGGGAGUGGACCAUCGUCAUGUGCAAAAGGAGUUAGGCGACGUCGUGGUCAGCAUGCAUAACCCUGUCGUUCUCAGUUCCACCUCGGUGCAAGUCACGUGGACUGUGGACAAUCCGUCCCGAUUUAUUCAAGGCUACCGUGUUCUGUACCGGCAGACGUCAGGGCUGCCUUCUCCGGGACCGUGGCAGAUACAGGACUUAAAAGUCUCCUCACAGAGGGACAUGACUCUCAUGAAUCUGAAUAAAGGAAUUGUCUAUGAGAUUAAAGUGCGACCGUACUUUAAUGAGUUCCAAGGCGCAGACAGUGAAUCCAUGACUGCACGGACUAUGGAAGAAGCACCCAGUGCGCCCCCACAGCAAGUGACGGUGUUGACAGUGGGACACAAUAAUAGCACCUCUAUCAGCGUGUCGUGGGACCCUCCGCCCUCCGAUGAACAAAACGGCAUCAUCCAGGAAUACAAGAUCUGGUGUUUGGCUAACGAAACCCAGUUCAAUGUCAAUAAAUCUGUGGACGCGACCAUCCGUUCAGUGGUUGUCGGGGGUCUGCAAGCCGGAGUGCAGUAUCGCGUGGAGGUAGCCGCAAGAACCAGCGCAGGGGUGGGGGUCAAAAGCUCGCCCCAGCUCGUCACCCUGGGCGCAGAACAGAGAGAUGUCAUGACCGGAUCGGAGAGCAACAAUAGCAUCUCCGACGUGGUGAAGCAGCCGGCCUUCAUCGCCGGUUUGGGCGGAGCCUGUUGGAUUGUUCUCAUGGGCUUCAGUGCCUGGUUGUACUGGAGGAGAAAAAAGAGAAAAGGACUCAGCAACUACGCAGUUCAAUCCUUCACUUUUACCCGUGCAGUCACAUUUCAAAGAGACAGAGGACUGAUCAGAAAUGGAAGCCGUCCGGGACUGUUGAAAGCGGGUGACCCCGGCCUACCCUGGCUGGCGGACUCGUGGCCCUCCGCCAGCCUCCCGGCAAACGCGGGAUUGGGGAGCCCCAAAGGCAGCGCUAACUUUGGCCGAGGAGAUGUGUUACCGUCGGCGGCGGUGGAGAAGACGGGAACCAUGCUGUCGGACGGGGCCAUCUACAGCAGUAUCGACUUCAUGGGGAAAGCGGGUUACGGCAGCCCGGUGCAAGAUAGUCAACCCACCCCUUACGCCACCACCCAGAUCCUUCAGUCUAACAGCUUCCACGAGUUGGCGGUAGACAGACCGGAUCCACGCUGGAAGGCUUCUUUGCAAGCCCAGCAGGAAAUAGCCAACCUGGGCUACUCGCUAACCGAUAGACGCCCUAACGCCGGUGCAAAGCUAGGGAAGAAAAAGAAGGUGAAGGGAGGAACAAAGACCCCUAAAUCAAAUGGGACAUGUUGGGCUAACAUGCCCCUGCCUCCACCGCCGAUGCACCCUCUGCCCGGUACUGAGGUUGACCUUGACCAUUACCCCCAGGAAAGCCACAGAGGAGGAUAUGACAACAACAGUUGGGCCCCGCCUCUUUCCUACCGCCAACAAAGUUUGGACAAUGACGUCGUCGAUGAGGACAGGGGACCGACUCCCCCGUUAAGAGGAAGAGCGUCCUCACCGGCAGCGGCUUACAACCAACCUACAUCAUCAUCCCUCAGCUCCGCCCACCAUGAAGAAAUGCAGUCUAUUUUGCAGGCCCAUUUAGACGAGCUGACGAGGGCUUACCAGUACGAAGUAGCCAAGCAAGCAUGGCACUUGAAGAGCAGCUCCAACAACAGUAUCCCUCCGAUGGAAUUCAUGUCUACAACACUAGGCUCAGACUUGGUGGAUGAGGACGAGGAGGACGAAAGAUACGCUAUGGUGUCAAAGAAUGCGUGCGGCUUCGAUUACGCUCCCGGACACGUGACCGAUAAGCUUUCAGGUAAAGGCAGCCAGUUAUGUCGCUCCGACAGUUCCGUGACAGCAGAUGGUGGUCAGCAGAACACACAUAGCCUUAGUCACAAGAGGGUGCAGAUAGGUGGCCUCAAAUCCCAGACAAACAAGGUUGGGACGCUGCCCAGGCGAAAAGAUACCAACGCAGAAGGCAAGGGCCAUCACGGCACGGGUUCCCGCCUGAACAGCUCAUGGGCGAGCGCGGCCUCCGAUCCCUCGGAAGAGUGCAUGGUGAGCGUUUCGACGCUAGAGCGACAACACAUGGCUUCCUGGGGGAAUACAUCGACGUCCAGUCGAUCUUCUCACAAGAAAGCGGAAACCUCCCACAACGGCCAUCUUCUCACAAACAGCAAAGAGAAAAGGGAUCACUAGUCUUUUGGCUGCAUGUCCCACGCCAGGACACACCUUCUUUCUAAGUGCUGAGCGAUGGUCUCUCUAUGAGUGACGCAGAAUGACAAUUGGAAGCUUGAGAAGAGACUGAAUCAAGUGGAAGGAACAUGCAAACAAAAACAAACGGCGUGUACAGGACACCGGUCUCUCUCACAGUGUUCCCUUCUCUCCCCCUCACUUUUAUUAUCUAUCACUUGGUGUACAGCAAUUCACACUGAAGAAAAGUCACAACGAAGUGACCCAUUAAAACGAAAAAAGGACUUGCAUCAUUUGUAAAUAGAUUUUCUAUGUAUGGUUUUCUUUUGCUUUGCUAUGCAAGCUACCUUAAUAUUGUGUCUUUUGUUAUUUAUUACAGUGACUUGUUUUUUUUCUCAUUGGCGCGCCGACCAUUUGCUUAUCUUGAUGAAGCUACUGUAUUGUUGUACUUUGCACAGAGUGUUUUGUUGAAAUAAGCACAAAUUGUCAGCAGAGCCGAAAGAGGAGAAUCACCAGAGGAAUGGGAACAAUGUGUGGCGUUUGUUUCAAAAACAUCCAAUUUGCUGCAUUCUGAAAGGAGCGAUGCAGGUGACAAAGUGUUUGUAAUAGCCAGGAAACUGUACUAUUUGCUGUGAAUUUUAUGAUGCGUUAUACUAACAAUGACUCUUUGCAAAAAGUCUGGACCGUAGUGCGCGCUGCAUAGGAAACCGAUGCCUUCAAGAGAGCGCGCUGGCCACCAGAACUGCUAGCUUGAGCUUUUAGCCUAGCGGUUAGCGCGCUCUUCAGGGGGUGCCGUGAGACGCGGGUUCGAGUCCUGACCUGCAAGAGGGGACGGAUCACGUCGUGCGCCGCAGGUUCUGUGCAAAAAAACUUUAAACGUGUCUUGGGCUGCAGCUAUCGAUUAUUUUAGUAGUCGAUUAAUCGAUAAACUAGUUUGUUCGAAUAAUCGAGUAAUCGGAUAAGGAACAUGAAAAAUUAUAAUACCUGAGCUGAGCCCCAAACGGUAUAAAAAAAUAAAUAAAUGAGGAUCUAUGUACAGCAAAAGAACAAUUGGCUAAUUUACAUAGCAAACGUCUGUUAGCUUAAAUGCUAUAAAAUGCUAUUUACAAAUGGUUCAGAUACAUAUUCCCACCCCAAAAAAACAAACAAAAAAAAACGGCUAAAUACUUUAUUGGCCCGAAUAUAAGACGUUUUUUUGCAUUGAAAUAAGACUGAAAAAGUGGGAGUCGUCUUAUAUUCGGGGUCUAGACAUGAUACCCAUUCAUGACGCUAGAUGGCGCCAGAUGUCAUUGAAGCGAAUGCUGAACUUGAGGAGUAAUGUUCUUUCAUGACAGAUCUCAGCUACUCUCAAGUUUAACCAGUUUGCAUUAUUUUAUUGCAGUGUUUUUCUUAUUCAGAUUUGUUUCAAGACUACAGUUACAGUUAGACCUCACUUUGAUGGUUAAUGCAGUUAUUGCAAUUUUGUUGUUUUAUCACAAUGGAUUGGUUUAUAUAAAUUUCAAAAAUCAGAAGCCAUUUAUUUACGAACGUGAUUGCACUUUAGUUGACAUAUUUAAAGGUUCAGAUAUUAAGAUUUGAAUGAGGCAAAAUAACAUGCUUUUUCUCUCAAAUAUAUGUUAUAAUCAUUUGUUUCAGAUGUACUGUAAUUAUUUUCUGUAUAAAAAUGAAUUUGGUGUUCAAAAAGUCUUUUUUCAAACUUGUCUUGAAAAAUGGGGGUCGUCUUAUAAUCAGGGCCGUCUUAUAUUCGGGCCAAUACGGUAUACCUAUAAACUAAAUUACGAAUUCAUUAAAAAAAAAAAAAAAAAAACGCUUAUGUUGGUCUUAAAAGGGAGCAGCUGGAUUCAGACAUGUGAAAUGAGGCAGACGAGAGGGCAGCGUAUCCACCCAAAUCAAUAAAACUGAAUGCAAACACUUUCAAAAGAAACCAUUACAACGCCACUUUAAUUAAACAAAUACUCGAUGCAGCAAAAUUUAAUUUGAAUCUUUUUUUUCUAAUCGAAUACUCGAAUUAAUCGAUUCAUCGUUGCAGCACUACACGUGUCUAUGGUAACAAAGCCAAACAACAUCCAAAGCAAAGAGUCACUUCACUACUAUUGCUUUAAAAUACUAUAUACAGUAUAUAUAUUUAUUACUUUGUUCAUUUUCAAAUGACAACAGUGCAAUAUCACCUUAAUUUUACACAAUCUUGCAAAUAUGUUUGAAAUACUUUGUUCGUUAGUCAAAACUGCAUCAUGAAAGAUGCGUCUUUGAACAUUGUUGGCACCAAUGAAAAGGAAAACACUUGGAUUUGGAAAUUGUAUUGAUAGUCGUCUCAUUGGCUGCCACGGAAACAUUUUUGCUUCUUCUGGUGACGGUUUCCCCAUCAAAAGCACUCUUCACCUGCCAGACUGGUUUGCCCUCAGGAAUACACAUUCGCAUACAGUAGGGCCAAUUUUUAAUCCUUUGAUUCAAAAUAAAAUGUGUAUGUGAAAAGCAGCAAUGUUUCCUUCCUUUUAUGCCGUUGUCUUAAAUUGCCUGGAUUAACUGCAUAUGUAUGUGUGUCACCAGUUUGUAUUUAGUCAAUCUAGAGCAGUGGUUCUUAACUUAGGUUUGAUCGAACCCCUGGGGUUCAGUGAAUGUAAAGAAAUCUAGAGCCCUAUUUCCCUACACUGAUUAAAUCUAGCAAAAUGGCUUUUUAGACCAGGUCAGACUUCAUAAUGUAUUGAUGGUACACGGGGCACAGGGCCGAUAAAUAGGGGGCUGCAUUGUUGUCAAGGCCGUCAAAGCUGACCGAGUGGAAUCAGUUUUUUUUUUGGUCGAAAUUCAUGUGAAGAAAUGCUUAAAAUACCUGAAUUCCUUAUAGAUAUUGACGUAAAAGAGACUCGAUUCUUGGUUAAAAGCAAAAAACAAACAAACGUGUAGUUAGCAUUUAUUUUACGUAAAUAUGUCAAAGUACAAUGCUAGUCUGUUAGUAAAUGUAGCUAGCCGACGCCUUAUGUAAAUAGAGCUUUUCCGGUGAAAAUUCUUGUGAAUAAAUGCUUAAAUCCCUGAAUUCUUUAUACAUGUGGAUGUAAAACUCAAUUUUUGGUUAAAAGCACACACAGACAAAAAAAAACAUUCAAUUAGCUUUUAUUUUAUGUAAAUAUGUCGAAAUACAAUGCUAGUCUGUUAGUGAAUGUAGCUAGCGGCCACCUUAUAUGUAAACAGAGCUUUUCUGGUGUAAAUUCUUGUGAAUAAAUGCUUAAAUCCCUGAAUUCUUUAUAGAUAUGGACGUAAAACAUUCUCGAUUCUUGGUUAAAAGGGAAAAAAAAAAACAUGCUGUUAGCAUUUAUCGUACGUAACUAUGUCGAAGAAUGAUGCUAGUUUCUUAGUGCUUUGUUGUGAUAAGGAGGCUGCCACUAUGGCUUUUUACGUUGAAAAUUCUUUUGAAUAAAUACUUAAAUCCCUGAAUUCUAUAUAGAUGUGCAUGUGGAAGAGUCUUGAUUCUUGGUUAAAAGCAAAAAAAAAAAAAAAAAAAAAAAAACGUGCAGAUAGCAUUUAUGUGAUGUAAAUAUUGCAAACUAUGAGGCUAGUCUGUAAGGAAAUUAGAAGCCACCAUAUGUAAACGAAGAGCUUUUUCCGUUGAAAAUUCUUGUGAAUAAAUGCUUAAAUCCCUGAAUUCUUUAAAAAUAUGGAUUUAAGAGUCGCGAUUCUUGGUUAAAAGCCCCAAAAAAAAAAAAACGUGCAGUAAGCAUUUAUUUCAAGUAAAUAUUGUGACACACAGUGUAUCACAAAAGUGAGUACACCCCAAUACCAAUACUUUUGGCCAGCACUGUAUAUAUUGGUUUUGAAUUUGAAAAAAAAAAAAAGCUUUAUUAUUUAAUUCUGGAGGGUUUGGUGAAUCCACACGUGAAACUUGUGGGCUUCGGUACCUAUAGCAAGGUUAAGAACCAAUGACCGCCGUCUGGCUUGACUUUAUUGAUCUAUUCUUAUGUCAUUUCUCUAAAAGCGGCUUAUGAAAUAUUCAUCCACCAGCCGGACGAAUGAAAGUAACAUUUAAAAUGUAUCCUCGCUUUGUAAAAGGCAUCACCAUGAAUGUGAUUUUGCAGCCGCUGCAAUCUCUUUGGGUGACAUGAAAUGCUCAUUGGCCGCCGUUGACGGGAAUCGGCCUCUCCCACUUCAAAUGGAUUGGACUGCCAAGAGGAACCUCAAAUAUUCGUGCAUGUGUUGUUGAAUUUAUUGAUGCCAAAAUACAGUGCAAUUCUUAGUAUUGCUAGUUGAGAUGGUGUGAUGCAAACAAAAUGAGAGUGAAGACCUACUGUUGAGGGCAAGCUAAAGGCCACGCUCUCCUGGCUUCUUGCUCCCUCAGUGACCAAUUUAGUUUCAUCCUCUCCGCUCUGAUAAGUCCGCCUAUCGCUUUUGUCUUGGAAGUGGGUACUCACUGCUUGACUUAAGUUUAGUUGGGUUCGAACAGCAUCAUUAACAUAAAAAUGUGCACCAAAACAUGGCUUAAUUAGAUUUUGGACCUCAUUCAAAUGUUUGAUUGUGAUCAUUAAGAAUAUUUCAAGUUACAAUGUGUCGUGCCAACUUUUCUUUUUUGAAAUACAAAUGUGCUCGUGACAAUAUUGCCAUGCUGCAAGUUUUCUUGGCAUCAAAGCCGUUUCCCCGUCGUCAGUGAUAGAC